Molecule: messenger RNA, 348 nt
Organism: Phytophthora infestans T30-4
Lineage: Eukaryota; Oomycota; Peronosporomycetes; Peronosporales; Peronosporaceae
Exons: 3
Coding region: 1-348 (115 amino acids)
Molecular function (GO): protein dimerization activity
Source: RefSeq, a predicted model, not a curated record
AUGGAUGGGCACGACUCAAAAAAACUGAUAACUGAUGCUACUGAACUUGCCAGGAAGCUAGAGCUUGUCGAUCGAUCUCAGGAGGAUACCUGGAAAGGGACGGAGCGCUUAGACAACAAUCGGUUCAGCCCAUUGAGCUGGUGGUCACUUCCUGAUACCAAAUACCGUCUGGUGCAGUCGUUUGCGAAGCUACUAUUAUCAAUACCGACAUCGUCAGCUUCUAGUGAGCGCAGCUGGAGCAUCCACGGAUUUAUUUACACUAAACUGCGCAAUCGCCUUACUCCUGAGCGGGUUAGCAGACUCGUUUUCGUGUACACCAAUAUCGCUCGGAAAACUGAACGACGAUAG